Molecule: messenger RNA, 975 nt
Organism: Ramularia collo-cygni
Lineage: Eukaryota; Fungi; Ascomycota; Dothideomycetes; Mycosphaerellales; Mycosphaerellaceae
Product: probable thioredoxin
Exons: 2
Coding region: 1-975 (324 amino acids)
Molecular function (GO): protein-disulfide reductase activity
Source: RefSeq, a predicted model, not a curated record
AUGUCGAAAACGGUGGCCAUCACAUCGCCAGCUCACUUCUCAUCCCUGCUCACCUCGUCACGCAUUCUCGUCGCCGAUUUCUGGGCAGAAUGGUGCGGGCCAUGCAAGGCUAUCGCCCCCGUGUAUGAAGCACUCUCCACCCAACUCUCUCGUCCUGGCCAAAUAACCUUCACCAAAGUGAAUACCGACGAACAAAAAGAGAUCGCUGCAACGUACAACAUCUCCGCCAUGCCCACUUUCCUCAUCUUCAAGGCCGGUCGCGAGGUCAAGCGUGUAAGAGGUGCCGAUCCCAAGGGUCUGGAUGCUGCGGUGAAGCAGCUUGCGGAGGAGGCAGGCAAAGCAGAUGAUGGAGGCGCGGGAGAAGGAAGCAGCAGUAGUAGUGGCGGAAUGUGGACGGGAGCUGCUGCACCACGGGGUUAUGGCGAGGUAACUGACCAAGUGGAGAUCAAAGGACUGGACUUCCUCAAUCUCGAUGGCGACAAGGGCGACAAGCGGGCAGUAUUCGCCCCAGAGCAACCGUCCGCCCUGGRCAARGGCAAGGCACCGACCACGUCAGACUGGAUCGAGAGCGAUACGGACGAGCAGCUUAUCCUUUUCAUUCCCUUCCAGUCCACCAUCAAACUUCACACUCUCCACAUCACAUCAGUACCGCAGGCUGACGAUGAGGACGUUGUGCGACCCAAGACGGUCCAUUUGUAUGUCAAUCGCUCGCAUGUACUAGGUUUCGAUGAGGCAGAGGAUACGCCGGCAACGCAGACGCUGGAGAUUGGAGAGAAGGAUUGGGACGCAAAGACACACACCGUGAAGCUGGAGCUGAGAUUUGUGAAGUUUCAGAACAUCAGCAGUCUUACCGUCUUCAUUGCGGACGGUCACGGGGAUGGGGAGAAGAUGCGUGUUGAUCGCGUUAGGCUGUUCGGCGAGAGCGGAGAGAAGCGAGCUAUGGGAAAGCUGGAGAAGGWCGACCAUGGGGAGUAG